Myripristis murdjan (pinecone soldierfish) is the source of this 1113-nucleotide messenger RNA. Its product is annotated as somatostatin receptor type 2-like. Gene Ontology annotation, molecular function: somatostatin receptor activity; neuropeptide binding. The record is from RefSeq and is a predicted model, not a curated record. Gene Ontology annotation, biological process: cellular response to estradiol stimulus; neuropeptide signaling pathway; cellular response to glucocorticoid stimulus. The transcript has a single exon. Lineage: Eukaryota; Metazoa; Chordata; Actinopteri; Holocentriformes; Holocentridae. The coding region runs from base 1 to 1113 and encodes 370 amino acids. Gene Ontology annotation, cellular component: plasma membrane; neuron projection.
AUGGAGUCUUGGAUCUUCCCAUCAUCACCCCCAAACCUGUCAGAGCCCCUCAUGUACGACAGCUUCAUGCAGGGCAACGAGUCAGACCUUCAUGGGAACUACACAGACCACAGCUUCAACAGGACCAGCACAGUGGUCAUCACCUGCAUGUACUUUCUAGUGUGCACUGUGGGCCUUUGUGGAAAUGCCCUUGUGAUCUACGUCAUCCUGCGAUAUGCAAAGAUGAAGACCGUCACCAACAUCUACAUCCUCAACCUGGCGGUGGCCGAUGUACUCUUCAUGUUGGGCUUGCCAUUCAUCGCCAUCCAAUUGGCACUGGUCCACUGGCCGUUUGGUCCGGUGCUGUGCCGGGUGGUGAUGACUGUAGACUCUCUGAACCAGUUCACAUCCAUCUUCUGCCUGACGGUCAUGAGCGUCGACCGCUACCUGGCUGUGGUGCAUCCAAUCAAGUCCACCAAGUGGCGCAAGCCUCGCGUGGCCAAGACUAUCAACGUGGCGGUGUGGGGGGUGUCACUGAUGGUUAACCUGCCCAUCGUUAUCUACAGUGGGGUGAUCACAAAACACAAUGGCUGUUUCUGCACCAUCGUGUGGCCUGAGCCUCAAGAGGCCUACUACACAGCAUUCAUGUUCUACACCUUCGUCCUGGGUUUCUUCCUGCCCCUCAUGGUCAUCUGCCUCUGCUACUUGCUCAUCAUUAUCAAGGUCAAGUCCUCAGGCAUCCGUGUGGGCUCCAGCAAGAGGAAGCGCUCAGAGAGGAAGGUGACGCGGAUGGUGUCCAUUGUGGUGGCGGUGUUUGUCUUCUGUUGGCUGCCUUUCUACGUCUUCAAUGUCACUUCGGUGACAGGCACCAUCAGCACCACUCCCAUCCUGAGGAGCACCUUUGCUUUUGUGGUGGUGCUAGGCUAUGCCAACAGUUGCGCCAACCCCAUCCUGUACGCCUUCCUGUCGGAGAACUUCAAGAAGAGCUUUCAGAAUGUACUGUGCCUGAAGAAGGUAGGAGGGCUGGAUGAGAUCGAGCGCAGCGAUAGCCGGCAGGAUAAGUCUCGCAUGAUGAAUGAUCCGACAGAAACCCAAAGCACUCUGCUCAAUGGGGACCUGCAGACCAGCAUCUGA